UUUGACGAACUAUUUAAAGGAGAUUUUGUGAUAAGAAAUUAUUACAACCGUUCGGACGUUCGUACCCUCAACAUGAUGAAUAAGUAUCUGAUAGUUUUGGUGGCACUUCUACCGCUAGCGUUCGGCGAUGUAGUCCCUGUCAAGGAGUGUAAGGCCGGACCGUUACCGAUUUCCGUAGACAUCCAAGGAUGCAAGCAGCCUCCAUGUGAUCUUAAACGCGGCGAGGAUGUGGUCGCUUUUGUAGACUUUAGCGCAAGCGAUGAGGUGGCCAAACUGCGACCGGUCGUCUACGCCACAGCCUUGGGCUUAACAGUGCCGUUCGCUAUGCCUCCCGACCGGCAGGACGCCUGUGAGUGGUUGGAAGGAUCCAAGUGUCCACUGUCGUCCGGCGAAGACGUGCGAUAUGAGUUGCGGCUUCCGGUGGAGAAGAGCUAUCCAGCUAUCUCUGUGGAGGUAGAGUUGAGCCUGGUGGAUCAGGACGAUCGGAUUGUCAGCUGCUUUAGGGUGCAGGGUAAAGUGGUGUGAUAGUUUAUAAGGAGAUAAAGACUUCAAUAAAUAUUCAAUAAUCUGUAAAAAUGGUA
Messenger RNA from Armigeres subalbatus, 581 nucleotides. RefSeq names its product NPC intracellular cholesterol transporter 2 homolog a-like. Gene Ontology annotation, biological process: intracellular cholesterol transport. Lineage: Eukaryota; Metazoa; Arthropoda; Insecta; Diptera; Culicidae. The record is from RefSeq and is a predicted model, not a curated record. Gene Ontology annotation, molecular function: sterol binding. The transcript is spliced from 2 exons. The coding region runs from base 73 to 525 and encodes 150 amino acids.